Messenger RNA from Aspergillus terreus NIH2624, 15891 nucleotides. RefSeq lists its product as uncharacterized. Gene Ontology annotation, cellular component: cytoplasm. Gene Ontology annotation, molecular function: catalytic activity; phosphopantetheine binding. Lineage: Eukaryota; Fungi; Ascomycota; Eurotiomycetes; Eurotiales; Aspergillaceae. The transcript is spliced from 3 exons. Gene Ontology annotation, biological process: amino acid activation for nonribosomal peptide biosynthetic process; secondary metabolite biosynthetic process. The coding region runs from base 1 to 15891 and encodes 5296 amino acids. The record is from RefSeq and is a predicted model, not a curated record.
AUGGAGCUUGAAACUGCAAUUGCCCAAAAUGACUCCCUAUAUGCUCCUCAAAGUGACAAGAUUGGCGUCACCACAGAGGAGACCGUGGAUGAACCCUCUACAGGAGCCUCAUCCGCGUCAGAUGGGGAAACAUUAGCCCAAAUUGAAGAAGAGCUGCCAUCGAGUUGUGAGAGCGCGGAGACAUGGUUGCUCGAGGAGGUAGCAACACUAUGCCACUGCUUGCCGGAUGAUCUCGAGGAUAUAUAUGCAUGUACCCCUCUUCAAGAGGGGAUGAUGGCCCUUACCUUGCAAGAUUCGGCAGCUUACACGGUGGACUACGAGUACCAGCUCCCGCGGGAUGUGGAUUUGAAGCGCCUCCGCACUGCCUGGGAGCAGACUGCUGAAGCAAACCCCAUCUUACGAACACGCAUUGUGUCAACAGCCAGUCAUGGGUGCAUGCAGGCCAUAAUACGAGGCACUCCACCAUGGACCGAAUACUCAACUGAGGAUGAGAAUGAUGCACUUGGUCUCGUGGAUAGUCAUCUGUCCUGGAAAGCAGGACUCCCCUUGGCGUACUUCAGCCUGUUCCACGCACGCCGUGUUCUCAAGAUAGUCAUCCACCAUUCGAUCUGCGAUGACUGGUCGAUGGCUCUGCUGUUGCGCGAGGCCGAGAAGGCCUACUGCGGGCAAACCCUCGCCAAGCGUCUAUUUAGACCCCUAGUCGACUACGUGCAAGAGACUCGACGCCAGGCGGAGGAGUUUUGGAGAGAGAAGUUUCGGGAUGCUGAAAAGACCCCUAUGAGCCCGUACCCACCGUUGCCGACGGUGGGAUAUAGACCAUAUCCGGGCUGUUGUCGUGAGCAGUCCUGGGAUAUCAACCCCCAGUUGACCAAUGCAUUUACGGUGAACACCAAGAUGCGUCUCGCAUGGGCCAUUCUACAAUCUUAUUACGUUGGCUCCACAAACGUUUUAUUCGGCGCUAUCAAUGUCGGUCGUGGUGUUCCAGUCAAGGGAGUAGAGGAGAUCAGCGGGCCGGCAUUAGCCAGUGUUCCCGUCCUUACUCAACUGCGUAUGCAAGACACCGUAACUGAGGCGCUCGCAGAAAUGCAGCGGGACUGGGCUUCGGGAAUGCACUUUGAGCAUGUCGGUCUCCAGAACUUGCUCCAUCUUGGCUCGGGGCCCAAGGCAGCCUGUGGAUUUCAAACGUUGUUGGCCGUGGAACCCCGGAGUGACCAUCAGGUCCCACGGCUGUUUGCGCAGCAUCGCGCUGUACAGCGAAACUACGAUCUUUAUGGCCUGAUUCUACGAUGCCGGCCGUCGAUUGCACAUUUGCAGGUCCAGGCCUGGUUUGACCCAGCGGUCGUGGAGCCCCGGCAGAUCGAACGACUCCUAGGGCAAGUUGCAUGCAUUUACGACCAGAUCGAACGCCUACCUGGGAUACCCCUGGCCGACAUUUCUCCCAUAAGCCCGGAGGAUAAUGAAGAAUUGGGCCGCCUGAACAGUCCGGCUGCCCCUACUGAGACGUCCUUUUCCUGCCUGCAUACUCUGAUAGAGGAAAGAGCACGGUCGCAGGGCGACGCCCUGGCAGUUCACAGCUGGGACGGGGACCUGUCAUAUCGGCGUCUCGACAAUAUGGCAUCAUCACUGGCCACACACCUGUCCAUGAGCUUGGUGCGACCGGGAUCAUUCGUGCCUGUGUUCCUCCAGAAGUGCAAAUGGACCCCCAUCGCGAUGCUAGCAGUCAUGAAGGCAGGAGGCGCAUUCGUGCUGCUUGACCCCUCCUAUCCAGGGCCCCGACUGCAAAAAAUGUGUGAGGCUGUAGAGGCACCAGUACUCUUAACGUGCAAGGAACUACUAGCAAAGACCCCUGCCCUCGGUGUCGCCGCCGUCUUGUUGAUGGACGAUUUCGACUACGAGACCACAUGGUCUCCAGGCCAGAGCAGCACGACGUUGCCGGAAGUAAACCCUCUCACCCCUCUCUAUGCGACGUUUACCUCCGGGUCUACUGGAACUCCUAAGGGGGUCGUGGUUCGACACGAAGGUUAUGUUGCAAGCGCACUGUCGCAUGGCCCGCGAUAUAACUUCCAGCCAACUGCUCGUGUUCUGCAGUUUGCAUCACCCGCCUUUGAUUCCUGUAUUAUUGAACACCUGACCCCAUUAAUCAUGGGGGGCUGCGUGUGUAUCCCGACACAGGCCGAGUGCCAUAGUCGCCUGGCCCAAGCUGUGUCGCAAUACGGCGUAAACGUCGCUUGCUUGACCCCGAGUGUCGCGAGAAUCCUAUCCCCUGAGUCCGUUCCCACGCUUCAUACUCUGGCAUUCGUGGGUGAGCGCGUCAAAGGUAGCGAUAUUGCUUGGUGGGCACCGCAUCUCCAAGUCCGGAAUGCCUAUGGGCCAGCUGAAUGUUCGGCCGUGUUCAGUGUGCAGUCACGCCUGCUCCAGGAAGACCCAGCCAACAUCGGGUUCCCCACAGGCGGCGUUGGCUGGGUGGUGGAUCCCAGCAACCACGAGACGUUGAUGCCCCUUGGCUGUACCGGAGAGCUACUCAUUGAGGGCCCGAUUGUGGGUGCAGGCUACAUCCGAAACCCGACGCAAACAGCACGAGCAUUUGUAGACAUCCCUCGUUGGAGAAAGAGAUUCGGACGGGUCCAGUAUGCUCCUCUCUAUAAGACUGGAGACCUAGUUCAGUGUGUCGGCGAUGGUAGUUUCCGAUACAUUGGUCGGAAAGAUACCCAGGUCAAAUUGCAUGGGCAACGAUUGGAACUUGGGGACAUCGAACAUCACCUCCAUCAAUGUUUCCCUGAAGCAAAACAGGUCGUAGUGGAUAUGCUGCGCUCAAGCUCGGGCUCACCUGGCGAAGGAAAUCGCCCAGAUGCUGUGCUUGUCGGAUUCGUAGCCGGCGAGUCAGACACAGAGCACGGCUUGAUGUUCUCAGCCCCAAGCGACGAGUUUCGUGCCGCGUGCGCUAGAGCAGAGAGUCAAUUGUCUGACAUCUUGCCGGCAUUCAUGGUUCCAGCUGUUGUCUUACCAGUUUCGAAGUUACCCUUAACCUCGUCCGGCAAACUUGAUCGCCGGAGUCUCUGCGACGCGGCCUCCGCUUUAUCGUGGGAAGAAAUGCAGGCAUACCGCACAGAGUCCACCGCCACGCAUGCACAGCAACCCACGACUUCGAGGGAGCACAGGAUAAGGGAAAUCUGGGCACAAGUGCUGAAUCGAUCGUCUCAUGACAUAGGCAUUACAGAUAGCUUUUUCCGUCUUGGGGGCGACUCGAUCAGUGCGAUGCAGGCAGCCGCGGGGUGCCAGGCUGCGGGCUGGGCCAUCACAGUGGCAGAUAUCUUUCGCUACCCUUCCAUUCAAAAGAUCUCCCAGAAAGUCCAGGAGUUAGCAGGGCGGUCCUCAUUUGCAAGCGAUGUCCAGGAGGACCCGACAGACACCCCCUUUGAGCUCUCGCCUGUUCAGCUCCUAUUCUUCGAACACGUCCCCAAGGGCCAUCACCAAUUUACGCAACAAUUCCUGCUCCGGCUCACGAGGUCUAUCUCGGCAGGCAAGGUCCGCAAGGCGACCGAAACUGUUGUUGGGCGGCACUCGAUGCUCAGAGCGCGCUUCCGCCGCCAGGACGAUUGCCAGUGGGAGCAAUUUAUCACUCCCGAUGCCCGGCAAAGCAUCGUAUUCCGGGAACAUUGGGUGCCAUCGGGUGCCGCUUAUCAACCUGCGGUCAAACAGAUAAUGUGCGAAAGCCAAGGGGCUCUCAACAUUGAGCAGGGGCCCCUGCUGGCUGUCGACUUGAUUCACGAGGAAACCGGGCGGGAUUUGCUCGGGUUCAUUGCCCACCAUCUAGUCAUUGAUUUGGUCUCGUGGCGGAUACUAUUGCAGGAUCUGGAGGAGAUUCUCACCUCCGGCCGUACAGCGCAAGCACCAUCGCUUUCGUUCCAGCAGUGGUGUCGCAUGCAGCGAGAGUAUGCCCUGAAGCGCAUAGAUCUCCAGGUAGCCCUACCCGGGACCAUUCCCCCUCCUCAUCUCCAUUACUGGGGUCACGCAGUCGAGCAGAAUACUUGGGGCCAGGCUACCCAGGAGACGAUUUCCCUGUCCCAAGAAACGACGCAGGCCCUUCUUGGCCCAGUGAAUGAUGCCUUCAACACCGACAUCGUCGACAUACUCCAGGCUGCACUGCUGCACUCCUUCACCAAUACAUUUUCCGAUCGUCCGUGCCCAACAGUGUUUAGCGAAGCACAUGGACGAGAGCCAUGGGAUCCACAUAUCAAUAUAUCCAGAACCGUGGGAUGGUUUACCACGAUAGCGCCCUUGUUCAUUGACACCUGCGCAGGGCAGGAUAUAACCGAUGUCGUGCGACGGACUAAGGAUGGGCGUAGGGCAAUACCAGGCAAUGGAUGGCCAUACUUUGUAACGCGUUAUUGCCAUCCCGAUGGGAAGAAGCGAUGUCCGGGCCAUGUCCCAAUGGAAAUCCUGUUCAACUAUACCGGCCUGUUCCAACAGCUGGAACGGUCCGCCGCGCUUCUCGAGCUUGCCAGUGCCCCAGAUCACGACUUAGUUCCGAUUCCUCCUGACCUGCCUCGGUUCGCUCUGAUUGAUGUGUCGGCGACUGUGUUUGGCGGUUCGCUCAACGUCACCUUCUUCUACAACAGCAGGAUGAGACAUCAAGUCCAGCUGCGGGAAUGGCCGCGGCGCUUCCAACGGACCUUGGAAAUGAUUCCAGACGCGCUGAGCCAGCAACAGCGAUUGACAGUCUCUGAUUUCCCUCUGUUGUCGCUAGACACCGACCAGCAGCUCCAAGAGCUUCUCCAGGCCGCAUCCCAGAAGUGUUGUAUCGAACAGUCGGACAUCGAGAGCAUAUACCCUUGUGCACCUAUCCAACUUGGGAUGUGGCUGAGCCAGCUGAAGGUCGCUGAUAUGUACUGGUCACAAAUACGAUGGACAGUCUUCCCGUUGGGGGACGCCUCGCCCCCUGUGGGUGUGGAGCAAGUCCAUAACGCGUGGCAAAGAGUCGUCGACCGCCAUCCAAUCCUGCGAACAUUUUUGCUUAACGACAUAGGUAGCUAUGGCUAUCCGGUGCAGCUGGUGGUGAAAAGUGUUGCAGCAGAUGUACAGAUACUGCCUCAGAAUGCAACCUGCACUGAUCUGCUCGAUGAGGGCGCCAAGAAGUAUCCGCAACAGCCAACGAAACCGGCACAUCAGUUGCUGCUCCAGGCUCAGGAUGACGGAAGAGUAUCGUGUCUGCUUACUAUCCAUCAUACAUUGAUGGAUGGAGUAACAGGUCAAAUUAUGCUCUCCGACUUCCGUGACGCCUAUAAUGGCGUCCUCGACGAGACACCAGGCACACCGUACAGUUUGUAUGUGGAGUACCUCUUGAAUGACAGGCAGUCACCGUCUGUGGGUUACUGGACGGAGUAUCUGGACGGCAUACUCCCCUGUAUCUUCCCAUCGUUGGUGAACCCGGACCACGCCCACCAACCGCAGGCCCUAAGUUCAGCAGAUCUCAACUUUGGUUCUACCAGCAGGCUGCGGCAGUUCUGUUGCAAGUCGGGUAUCACAAUCUCCAGUGUGUUGCGGGUUGCCUGGGGUCUCGUUUUACGCGCGUACACAGGGUCAGAUGCUGUGUGUUUCGGCUACCUGACAUCGGGGCGCGAUAUUCCCCUUCACGGAGCCUCCACAAUUGCUGGACCACUUAUUAACUUACUGGUUUGCCGAAUCUCUUUUGCAUGCGAUACUUCGAUCAUGUCUCUGCUGCAAGAUGAUCAAACCAGUCACGGGCGCAGUAUUGAGAACCAGAACUGGUCCAUGGCCGAGGUCCUCCGUUCGCUAGGGCUUUCUGGCCAACCGCUCUUCAACACGGCUAUGUCGUUGCAGAAUCAGCAUUCGGUAGAAGAUUCAGAACGUGGCUCUCGAGCUGCUAACUUGAUGCCAGAAGGUGGGCAUGAUUCAACCGAAUACGACAUUACCGUCAAUAUUACCAUUGGGGAGGAAACCAUCCAUGGAAACCUCACAUACUGGACGCAGUUGCUGGGAGAUGAACCGGGAGAAUUGAUCGCAGACACAUUCCAGCAGGCUGUCCUACAACUCGUGAAUGACGAGCAUAAAUAUCUGGAUGACUUCGACAUUCUCGGCCUGAGGAGUAAAUAUAAGCUUCUGGAAUGGAACCGCAAUGUCCCGGACCCAUCAAGCACCUGCAUACAUUCGAUCGUAUCGGAGCAAAGCGUUGUGCGGCCCGAAGCUAUGGCCAUAUCUGCUUGGGAUGGCCAGCUUGCGUACGGGGAAUUGGUCCGGAUCGCAUCAUCCUUGGCCAAUAAACUGCUUACUGGACACGGUGCACAUCCGGGGGCGUUCAUCCCUAUUUGUGGCAGUAAAUCUAGAUGGACUGUAAUCGCAGUUCUCGCCGUCCUGAAGGCUGGUGGUGCUUUCAUCCUUUUGGACACAUCCCAUCCUGCGGAGCGAUUGAGGGACAUGAUUCAACAAAACUUCGAAUGUCCAUUCAUUCUCACGACGGCCGAGUUCGAAUCCCUAGCUCAGGCUAUCUGCCCCAAAGCCAUUUUGAUGGAAGAUCUCGACCAAACAUUAAACCAAGAUACGAUCACAAACACAGUCCAUGCACCGGUCAGCCCACGCUCAGCUGCAUACGUAGUUUUCACAUCUGGGACAACAGGAAAGCCCAAAGCGAGCGUUAUCGAACACGAGUCGUUCUGCUCAUCAGCUGUUGCACACAGUCGAACCCUCCACAUCAAUGAACGCUCCCGUGUCCUCCAAUUCGCUUCCUUUGCGUUUGACGCAAGUAUAGUGGAGAUUUUGACUACAUUGUUGGCCGGUGGUUGCGUGUGUGUGCCAUCCCAGGACGAUAAGGAGAGGCGACUGACGGAGGCAAUGCAACAAUAUCAAGUCAACUGGGCUCUCCUGACUCCUUCGGUUGCACGUACUCUCACACCGAAGAAACUCCCUACACUGAAGACCCUGGUUCUGGGGGGAGAGGCAAUGACGGAUUCUGACGUGCGGCGAUGGCAACCCCAUGUGGAGCUCAUGAAUGCGUACGGACCGUCCGAGUGCUCUGUGAUUGCAACAACGCAACCAAGCGCGGAUGAGCUCUUCUCUCAAGCGGCAAACAUCGGAAAGGGCACAGGGUGUGUUACGUGGGUCGUAGAUCCCUGUAAUCCGAAUUUACCAGUCCCCAUUGGUGCGCCAGGGGAAUUGCUCCUCCAGGGUCCGAUAGUUGGACGGGGAUACGUAAAUCGUCCAGAGCAGCAGAUGGCCACGUUCUUAUCGUGCCCGUCCUGGAUCGGCCAUAUGGUACGGGAUCUGGGAACCAAGAAACUGUACAAGACGGGUGAUCUGGUGCGGUACCUCCCCAAUGGGUCUCUGCAAUAUCUCGGACGCAAAGAUCGACAGGUCAAGCUACACGGACAGCGGAUCGAGCUGUCAGAGGUUGAACAACAUGUCUUGAGAUGCUUCCCUGGAGGCUGCCACGAAGUAUUUGCCGCACUGCUAACCGUCGAACGGACUGGCUCGGACUAUCUGGUGGCCUCAGUGGUGCAAGAAAGUCCCGACGACGCGGAGUCCAACGGCAGCUUCCAAACUGCAGUGGAAGAGACCAAGCGCCGGUUGAAGGCAGAAAUCCCAGCAAUGCUGGUGCCCGCCGCUAUUCUACCACUGCGCGAAGUGCCACGUCUGGUGAAUGGCAAGGUUAAUAGAGACCUCAUUGGCCAGCAGGCAGCGCAGGCGCUCGAAGUCCAUCUGGCGAGAGCUCAAGAAGCCCGGAAGACAUGGCGGCCAGAAGACCUGCCAGCGAGCGAGCGCUCGCUCCAAGCACUGUGGGCGGAGGUUCUGAACAGUCCUGUGGACAAGGUGGGCCCUUGUGACAACUUCUUCCAGCUGGGAGGGGAUUCCAUUGCCGCCAUGAAGCUGGCGUCUACGGCCUGCAAUGCUGGCUUUGACAUAACCGUCCCGGAUAUCUUCAUGAGUCCGCAGCUCUGUGAUUUAGCUCAGAUCAUUUCUACACGCUCCAGCACCACCAAGACGAAGUCUGCCCCGAGCGACAUUACACCGCUCUCACUCAUCCCGCGUGAGCACAACUCAGAAGCCUUCGAGCAAGCAGCUUUGCAAUGUGGUAUAACUGAGGAUGACAUUGAAGAUAUUAUGCCGUGUACCGCGCUGCAGGCCGGAUUUGCUGUCUUGACCGCUGAGAGACCUGCGGCAUAUGUAGCCCACCACCGGCUGCGAUUACCCAAGCAGGUUGACUUGGAUAGGCUGAAGUCCGCAUGGGAGAAUACUGCCAUUGAUAACCCCAUCUUACGUACUAGAAUCAUUGAAACCCCGGGACUUGGAUGCCUUCAGGUUGUGGUACGAAAUCAGGCGUUGAGUUGGGCGGCUCCAGACCAGGAGGAAGAACAAAUCAGUCAGGGACUUCCCUUCGGAAAGUCACUUGUACACUUCAAAGUCCUCCGUACUUCCACCCAGACGCCCCAGCGGGUAGACCUCAUGCUCUCCAUGCAUCACGCUCUCUAUGAUGCAUGGUCGUUGCCGCUCCUGCUUCUACGAGCACAGUCAGCGUAUCACGAUGAUUCCUCUAGAAAACGGGCGGCUCCCUAUCAACAUUUCCUGCAUUUCGCCCUAUCGCAGAAAGAUGCCGCGCUCGAGUACUGGCAGGGGCAAUUCACUGACCUAGAUACAGAGCCAUUCCCUACGUUGCCGUUCGCUUCGUUCCGACCUCGAGCAAUACAAGUAAAGCGACGAUCACUGCAAAUGGAUGCAUUUCAGUAUUCUGUUACCCAAAGCACCGCCAUUCGCCUAGCGUGGGCGCUUGUACAAGCACAGUAUCAGGGAAAGCAAGAUAUAGUGUUUGGCACUGUAUCGACCGGGAGGACCGCACCCGUCAAGAGCAUUGAAGCCAUGAGUGGGCCCACAAUAGCCACGGUCCCAUUGCGAGUAAAGAUCGAUCCUAAGAUUAGUGUGUUAAAUGCCCUCGAGAAUCUACAGCAACAGACCACACAAAUGGUCCCUUUUGAACAAGUUGGACUGCAGACGAUUGCGGCGCUCGGAACCAAUGCUUCCCGUGCAUGCUCUUUCCAAACCCUCCUCAACAUUGAAGGGCGAGGGGAAGUCGAGAGGAUGGUCGCAGAGCUCGACAUCAUGGAGCCCAUAAAUACCACAUUCGAGGAUGGGGCAUUUAAUACAUACGCCCUGCAUCUGACUGCCUCGCUCCAGCCGGGAUCGGUGUCCAUCGAGGCUUCUUUUGAUAAUGCUGUUGUUCCAGAUUGGCAGAUAGAGCGUGUGUUGGACCAGUUUGCUUUCCUGCUGGAGCAGAUUUCCACUCGACCGCACGCGUCUCUACGAGAUAUCAUGGGAGUCAACUUGGGCGAUACACAGCAGCUGGAAGCCUGGAAUGCGCAUGUUCCACCCUUGACUCCUGCAACGGUUAUUGACGUAGUCGACCAGCACUGUACAACGCAGCCUUUUGCCCCCGCCGUAUGUGCUUGGGAUGGCAAUCUCAAUUACCAGGAGCUGGACUAUUGGUCAAGUGCUAUGGCAGAUGCUCUUGAAAAUCAAGGAGUUGGUCAAGAGAUGUUCGUUCCCAUCUAUCUAGAUCGAUCUCGAUGGAUUGCCGUGGCCGCUCUGGCGGUCCUCAAAGUUGGUGCGGCAUUUGUGCUACUGGAUACUUCCUAUCCGUUAGGCCGGCUCCGUGCUAUCUGCGAUGAGAUCCAAGCUCCUGUUAUGAUUACUUCAGAGUCCCGCCAGCAGGUUGCAAGAACGUUGAAUGACCGGGUAGUGCUUGUUGGCCACAAAUCCGCUUCUCAACCUGCAAAUCCAGCUUACCGGAGGCACUCUCUCAGCAGCGAUCCUCACCGAGCAUUAUAUGCAGUGUUCACGUCUGGAUCCACAGGGAAGCCCAAGGGCGCAAUUGUUGAAAAUGGAGCGUUUGUGACCAUGGCAGUGCCAUAUGCACACACAAUGGAGAUUGAUACCCAUGCCCGGGUACUUCAUUUUGCCUCAUAUGCGUUCGAUGUCAGCAUUCUAGAGAUAUUGGGCACCCUGUUUGCUGGAGCCUGUGUGUGUAUCCUCUCCGAAUCGGACCGUGGGGAGGGACUUGUCAAUGCCGUCAAAAACCUCCAGCCGUCCCAUACUAUAUUGACUCCUUCCCUCUUGCGUGCCAUAACGCCGGGCGACUUGGCUCCAAUCCGGACAAUUAUGCUGAUCGGUGAGCCUGUCCGUGAAAGCGACGUUGCCCACUGGGCAGACCAUGUGCGCCUGCUGAACACAUAUGGGCCGGCCGAAUGCACUGUUGUGUACACAAUGCAACCUUCAGUUCGUGUUCCGUCUCGGGCUGCAAAUAUUGGACAUCCCAUAGCUGGUGCUGCCUGGGUGUCGGACCCUGAAGACCCCAAUCGACUGGUUCCUAUCGGUGCAGUGGGUGAACUCCUGUUACAGGGGCCACUGGUUGGCCGGGGCUAUCUGAAUAAUCCAGAGCAGACAGCGGCAGCGUUUAUCUCUUGCCCGCAGUGGUUAGCACCUUUAGCUUACAACCCUCUGGGUGAGUCCAAGGUCUACCGCACUGGGGAUCUGGUCAAGUAUGACAGAGAUGGAUCGCUUGUCUUUGUUGGACGCAGGGACUACCAGGUCAAGCUCCGAGGGCAGCGCUUUGAACUUGGGGAAGUCGAAGAUCACGUACAGAGAGCUUUCGAAGACAGUUUGAAAGACGUGGUUGCUUUGAUUGUUAAACCAACUACAGUCAAACAAGCACCAUAUCUGGUCGUCUUCGUUGUCCCUCAGGACGCCGAAAGUGCUCGCCAGUCCUCCCCUUCACCCAUCCAACCGCUACCAGUCAUCGAACCCCCUGGCUUCACCAGUAAAUUGAAUAAGGUAUACCGGUACCUGGAGGAUUCGCUACCGAGUUACAUGCUUCCAAGGGUGGUCAUUCCUCUUCUACAGAUGCCGCGGACGGUCGGUGGCAAAUUGGACCGACGACAGCUUCAGGAGGCUGUCGGCAGCGCCUCCAGACAACGUGUGGAAUCAUUCACUCUAAAGAGUGCGAACAAGCGGGCUCCAUCGACGGAAGCAGAGCGGACGUUGCAGCGUAUCUGGGCCCGCGCUCUUGCUCUUCCGCUUAGCGAGGUCGGUGUAGAUGACAGCUUUUUCCGGCUUGGAGGAGAUUCAAUCUCUGCUUUACAGGCGACAACACAGGCCCGAUCGGUGGGGAUGGGGCAUUCGGUUGAGGAUCUUUUCCACUGGCGCACAAUUGCACAGGUUGCGCAGCGAUCUUCCCCGUCCGCUCAGCAAGGCAUACGCCGCUCGGACGUCGAGAAGGUCCUGCCCUGUACUCCGGCACAAAGAGGGAUUCUGCUUAGCCAGAUGAGGGACCAUACCAGCUAUGCGCCGCACUUUAUAUGGAGGGUAGAACAAGAUGACACUAGAAGUACGACUGUUGAUCUGGAUCGGUUGGUUACAGCCUGGCAUCAGGUUGUAGCUCGUCACCCAGCACUCCGGACUGCUUUCCAGUACGACUUAUCAAAUGACGGCCAAUUUGAGCAGUUCAUUUUGCGCUAUAUCCGACCUCGCGUCAAUUUAAUCAAGAAUGUCCCCGCAACGGAUCCCGAAGACGGCGCCAUACCCACAUUGCUCACAAGGCUGUCUGCGACAGUGAGCCAGCUGGACGGGGAAACAAGCCCGCAUCAGCUCACCAUCUGCAGCGCUGAUACUGGGGACGUUUACAUUCGGUUGGAUAUUAGCCAUGUGAUCAUCGACGCUAUGUCCAUGGCAAUUCUGGAGAGCGACUUUUGCCAGGCUUACGAUUCUUCGUUACCAACAGUCCCACAAAGCCAGGCCUAUGAGGACUAUGUCGAAUUUUCUCAGAAGCAAUCUUCGGGUCCGGCAUACAGCUACUGGCAGAACUACUUAGCAGGUGUUGAACCAUGCCAGUUGCCACUCGAGGCGCGCCAACUGGAUGACCAAGCGACGGAUGCCUUAAGCCAACUGGAUGUUUUCUUGGUGAAUUCUGGUUCCGAGAUUGACUCUUUCUGUCAUGGAACAGAUUGGACAGCAUCUAGCCUUCUGUACUUUGCCUGGGCUCUUACUCUGUCUGCCUUCACCAGGUCCGAUGAUGUAUGCUUUGGGACCCUUACUUCGGGCCGACUGGUUCCUGUCGAUUGCAUAGACGGGGCCAUCGGACAGUUUUCGAACAUGUCCGUUUGCCGAGUCCGUACAGCACGAGAUUUAGCACUGGAUGACGCAGCUUUGUGCCUACAGGAAGGCUUCUCCAACGUGCUCUCGUACCAAGCAUUCCCGCUCAUAGAGAUUGCCAGAGCGGCUGGAGUUCCCAUGGAAGAGCUUACAUCAACUGCGAUCAACGUCCAGUACGAACCUGCACCGACCCAUGAAGCAAAGCAGUCUCUCUCCUUAACCCCAGUCAGUGGAAAAGACCCAAUAUCGGGACCCGGAAAGUAUGUUCGGGAUCUCGGACUACUGACCCCUCACGACCAAGACCGUUUGCUUUACUGGAAUGCUCCGCUGCCCUCCCCUGCGGAGACCACGGUGCAUGAUCUCGUCGAAGCCAAAGCCCAGGAACUUCCAGACCAUGACGCAGUCGUCGGUUCUGACGGUAAUUUCACCUACAAAGAAAUUAGCCAGCUGGGAACUCGGAUUGCAGCCUCACUAGGAAAACGUGGGCUGCAGAGAGGGCAAUUCGUUCCACUCUGCUUCGAAAAGUCCCGCUGGGUCCCUGUCGCCAUCUUGUCCAUUCUCAAGGCAGGAGGAACUGUUGUGCCGCUCGAUCCUACCCAACCGCUUACCAGGCUAAGGGCUAUCUGCGACCGGGUCAAGGCUACUCUGAUCCUGUCUUCCCCGGCUCAGGCGUCCAUCAGUAGGAGAUUAGUGAACGAUGUCCUGGAAAUUGGAAAUGUCGCAUUUCUUCACAACAGAGCUGAUAUUGAGUCGGAGGCAACACCACUCCGAGUGGUGCCCAGUCCAUCACAGCCAGUCUAUGUUCUCUUCACAUCAGGAAGCACCGGUGCACCGAAGGGCGUCAUGGUUUCCCACUCGUCGUAUUGUUACGCAGCAGGCAACCACAUUCAGGCGUUCGGCCUGGACUGCACCUGUCGGGUCUUGCAGAUUUCGUCGUACACAUUCGACGUCUCCAUGAUGGAAAUUCUCACCACAUUAGUAGCUGGGGCUACAAUUUGUACCCUUACGGAAGACGAGAGGAGUCAUAUGCUGGUGACUGGGGCCUGCCCCUUUCCAGUCUCCCAUGCGUAUCUGACUCCAUCCCUAGCCAGUGCACUGGAUUCAAAUAAGGCUCAGUCCUGGGUACAAACCCUUGUUCUCCAAGGAGAACCAAUGUUGACAGCGCACAUUGCAGCGUGGAGCGACAAGUGCCGGCUGAUCAAUGCGUACGGCCCUACAGAGUGCGCAGUGAUCAAUACAGCGACGUCAGCCUUGAAUGCCGGAGAUGACGCGCGUUGUAUAGGCCAUGGUAUUGGAACUUACUGCUGGGUGGUCGAUCCAAAUGACGAAAAUAUACUUGUCCCAAUAGGGGCCAUUGGAGAGCUUCUUUUGGGUGGUCCACCCGUUGGACAAGGGUAUCUAAGCGAGCCCGAGAAAACCCAUGAAGCGUUCAUCAAGCCACCUAGCUGGCUGCGGGCUCUCUAUAGAGGUGGGGAAUGCAGUGACAGACUCUACAAGACGGCAGAUCUGGUGCGAUAUGAUAUACAGACAGGCAAUCUCCUCUUCGAGGGCCGCAAGGACCACCAGGUGAAAGUCCAUGGACAACGCGUUGAGCUUGCUGAGGUGGAACACCAUACACAGCGAUGCUUCGAGGGGGCAAAGGAGGUUGUCGUGCAGCAGGCCCUACUUCCAAGAUCGGCGCAUUCAACUGCAGACUCAUCCUGCUCACCAUCUUCGAUGGUACCUCGCCUAGUAGCUUGUGUGGCGGGUGAGGUACAAGGGAGCGACGGUCCUUUGAGUGCUACCGUCGACAGCCCCAGCAACUCGUCGACCAGCGUGCUCCUAGCCCCAUCUGCCGUAUUCCAUUCCAGGGCAGCUGCCGCUUUGAAAGACCUGCGUGGGUUGCUCCCUGGGUACAUGAUUCCCGAUAUAAUCGUCCCAAUCUCGCGGGUUCCGCUCUCCAGCUCUGGGAAGACAGACCGGCCUCGACUACGCCAGGACCUUCGUGCCGUUUCACCUAUGGACUGGUCCGCGUAUUUCAGCAGUCAAAAGACUAAACGUUCGGUGGAAGGUGAGGCAGAAAAGUCAUUCCACGAGAUACUCUCUGCAGUCUUGGACAUACCAGCAGACACCGUGUGUGUAGAUGACAGCUUUUACCACCUUGGAGGAGACUCCAUCGAUGCCGUGAAGAUCGCGGCAAAGGCCCGAGCAGCAGGGUUUGCCAUUACUUCGCACGAUAUCCUCCGUCAUCCAACGAUCAGAGAAUGGGCUGGCAUUGCCAGUGCCGCUGGGCAGAGGCAGACCGCAGUUGCCCCCAGGCUCUACGAGCCCUUCACCCUUGUCACAGACAGGGAACGGCAGCUCGUUCUGACGUCGUACUUCCAUGGCCGCGACCACCCUUACACCGUCAAUAAUGUCGCGGAUAUAAUCCCAACCGUGGAUUUCCAAUCUUUCUAUAUAGAUAAUUCCUCGUUGGUUUCCAUGGCAGAGGUGUUCCCGGCUCCCAUGGACAUGGACCGACUAUAUCAAGCCUGUUCGAAGGUCAUACUGCACUACAGUAUUUUGCGCACUAUUUUCGUCGGAACAGACAAGCGAAUGCUCCAGGUGAUCUUACAUCGUGCGGACCCUGUGUUCUAUUACGUCGAGUGUGACGAUCCACGAACCUACGUCUCAGAGAGAUCGCAGGAGAGAAUCGAGCCAACCACAAACCAUGGACAGAUGUUGGUCAGUUUCACUGUUGUCACCAGCAAAACACACCCAGAGUGGGCUUUUGUCAUUCGCCUGUCCCAUGCGCAGUACGAUGGAUCCUCCCUCCCGUUCCUGUGGCAGGCUAUUGCCGCAGCCUACGAGGACAGGGACCUCCAGCCGACGACCCAGUUUCGGGAGGUGGUUUACAAUCGCCUAGGCGAUGACCAUUCAAAGCCACUUUCCUUCUGGCAGGCUUAUCUGCAAAAUGCUUCGAAGGAAAGUACAGAUCCGUUGGGUGUGACCAGUAUCGCUCGGAAUCCUCGCAGUGAUGACACCUUUACGCCCCUGACUGUCCGCCGAGAAGUGGAUCAUCAUCAUCCUCGCCUUCCAGAUAUCACUCUAGCCACGCUAGUGAAGGCGUCAAUCGCGUGGGUCCUCUCCAAACAUGCUAGUUUCCUGCCGGAGAUUGUCCUGGGUCAGGUAGUUCAUGGGCGCGGGUCCCCCUUACCGGGUAUGGAGACAGUCUUUGGACCAUGCAUUAAUUUCCUACCCAUUCGCAUCUCCAUUGAUCAGAACCACACUGUUGCCGACCUCCUGCGCCACGUUCAAGCCCAGCAGCUAGCAACAGUUCCUCAUGACUAUGUAUCUCUGAAGCACAUCUUCAGAAAAUGCACAAGUUGGCAAGGCGAUGCCAGACUGGGUUGUAUCGUUCACCACCAAGCCGCCCAAGCAAGCAGUGCUGGCCGUAGUGGCAGUGUGACAAUAGGCGGGGUCCGAUCUACGUCCAGUACCAGCUGGGCUAACUCUACCCCGAUGCCAGGCCAAGUUGGCAUCAUUUCAAUCGAGCGCGUCAACACCGUUGACCUAUAUAUGACUUUCCCCACGGAGAAGUUUGCGGAACAUGUAGCGGAGGAGCUGGCAGAUGGCAUCGCGCAUACUAUCCAACUUUUCUCGAAGUUCGCGGAUUAUCCUCUUGGGGUUCUUGGUAAGGGAGGUGUUGUUUUCUGCCAGGCGAUGGACAGAACCGUUUGCUCUACGGCCUGCGACCGGGACACUUCGGAACUAAACUAG